Molecule: messenger RNA, 1596 nt
Organism: Desarmillaria tabescens
Lineage: Eukaryota; Fungi; Basidiomycota; Agaricomycetes; Agaricales; Physalacriaceae
Exons: 10
Coding region: 1-1596 (531 amino acids)
Source: RefSeq, a predicted model, not a curated record
AUGAAGAUCUCAAUCAAUGUUUAUAUGGUAAUCAAGUUCAUCAAGGAACUUUCUGUGAAUCCCCUAGCUGAAACCCCUGCAAGUCAUGCUUUCCUAGAAGCUGUAGCCAAUGCAAUGCAAGAGCAAGACCAGGUUCCUGAAACCUGUAGCAAGAAGAGAAAGCAUGGUGCAGCAAAGGAAGGGGAAGGUGUCUAUGAAGUAGAGCAAUCCACCUCGCUGCUGAAAUGGAAGAAAAGCAGAAUGGACUGUCGCAAUGCUGAAGCGAAGGAUGUCAUGGUGCCUCCAAGGAAAAUCAGCAUGGAAGGACACCCGCUAAAGCAGAAGGCUCUACAGGUUGUACACCAAAAGUCUGAGAUGACACAGCACAGCCAGACAAGGGGAGGAGAUGCUAUACGGAACAUACCAAAUGCUGUGGAGGAGCCAUACAUGGGGCACAAACCAGUAUGGGAUUCGAAUGGCAUGCCCCCACCUCCUAUGCUGCUAGUGAUGCGAUGCCUAGCCAUGAUGACAACAGUUACCCAACCCGACAACCUUCAAAGGCUAGCCCAGUUGAUCAGCAACACUAUCAAGAUUGAAACAACAAAAAACACCUUCAAAGAUGAAAUCAAAGUGGACUCGCUCAAGGGUAUCAAUACCGUGCUGGAUAUCAUGGAUGGGAAGGAAGCAAUGCAUGACUUUCUGCAGCUGAAGAGUCACAAAUUGACCCUUCUCAGGAUCAAGAAGGAACACAAGAAAACAAAUGAUGGCAAGACUAUCAGUAUGGAGGAGAUAGCUCAGGACUAUGGACUGGAGGUAAACACGAUGAAGAAUCAAUACAAGGCAGGUACACGAGCAUUGUAUCUCACUGCUGGAGGCGGAAUGUGGAUAUUGCCAAUAAUAGCCAUAUUGCAUCUCAAGGCAAGGAUCAUAUACUAUUUGUCUGAUGGGAAUGAAGUCAGAGGGACAACAAAUGAGGACAUCUCUGGACUAGCAUUUGCGCUACGUGAUCCCACAGAUGAAGAUCUAGUAUGGCUGGUACAAACCAUAGUGCAGGUAUCACAGUUAUUAUCGAAAUGUUAUGCAGACCAGGAGAGCUCAAUCUUGAGCCUUCAUGCAGGAGGCAAGAGUGUACCAUUCUCUGACCUCGAGGAGAUGGAUGCUAUCCUGGACAACAUAUGUAUAAGCUAUUUCCGCUUUCCGAACAGACAAGAGAGAAUAUGGGGCAAGAUUUACGAGGAUAUAAACAAGCCCAAUGUAACUCCUGGAACACAAAUGGACUCAAGCAGCAUGUCGAAGCGGAAUAAACUGGAGAUGAAUAGUGUUCAAGAACCAUUCUCAGAGAUAACAAUAUGCCUUCUGAUAACACUGGAAAAAACAUCAUGCCCCAUCAACAGUCAAAACAGAGAGAAAUGGAUGGAGAAGGAGAGGGAAAGGGCUUUAGAGGCAAAAACUCUAGUAGGUCAAGAAGAGAGCUAUCAAGAACAGGUGGAAGAUUUCUACAAAGGAGAAACAAAACCACGGAACAAAUACCUGCUGAUUGACUCUAGCAAAAUGAAGAGUGAUGUUGCCCAUAUACUGGACACAAAGAACAAGCCAGUGGUGUCAACAACCAACUAA